AUGAAGAGCGCGCACCGCGGUGGCGAAGACCCCGACGACGAAGUCUUCACGCAGCGCGCCGUCGAGCUGAAGGAUGAGGCGAACGCGCUGUACGGUGCGGGGUCGAUCAAGCGCGCGCUCGAGGUGUACGAGCAAGCGCUGAACCUGCUGCCCGAACGCGAUCAGACGCGGGCGAUGAUUCACAGUAAUCGAGCGGCGUGCUUUUCGAAGAUGCAGUGCUACGCGGACGUCGUGGCGGAGGCGAGCCGCGCGCUGGCGCUGGACGGGAAGAGUUAUAAGGCGUAUUGGCACAGGGCGCAGGCGUACAUGCAGUUG
This is a messenger RNA of Ostreococcus lucimarinus CCE9901, 315 nucleotides long. RefSeq lists its product with no specific name. The transcript has a single exon. The record is from RefSeq and is a predicted model, not a curated record. The annotation marks the transcript as partial. Gene Ontology annotation, molecular function: protein binding. Lineage: Eukaryota; Viridiplantae; Chlorophyta; Mamiellophyceae; Mamiellales; Bathycoccaceae.